Messenger RNA from Podarcis lilfordi (Lilford's wall lizard), 2895 nucleotides. Lineage: Eukaryota; Metazoa; Chordata; Lepidosauria; Squamata; Lacertidae. The record is from the annotation of a GenBank genome assembly.
AUGAACCAAACAGACAGAAAUGAACAAGAUGUUCCUGCAUAUCUUAAUGAGGAGCCACCAGAAGGUAAAUUUCAAUAACAAGUUUACCAUGGUUCUGUCAGCUUUAAGGUUUCGGCUACAAACCUGUUUGUCCCUGUGUUCCCGGGUGUAAGUGCCAUUGAAUCCAGUGAGACUUACUUCUGAGUGAACUUGUAAAAAGGAAGAAGAAAUAUUCGUACGUUACAGUGCUUGAAGGAUUUCAUCAAGCCUACUUUAGAAAAUGAUUGCUCUUAGUGCUGAGGAGCCGAGCGAUGCAAUGUGGGGGCUGAAAUGUAGUCCAUCUAUUCAUUAUUAAUCAGUUAUUUACUAAAUUGUGAAUAAGUUUCCCUCUUAUGAACUUACAGUGGUACCUCGGGUUAAGUACUUAAUUCGUUCCGGAGGUCCCUACUUAACCUGAAACUGUUCUUAACCUGAAGCACCACUUUAGCUAAUGGGGCCUCCCGCUGCUGCCGCGCCACCGGAGCACGAUUUCUGUUCUCAUCCUGAAGCAAAGUUCUUAACCCGAGGUACUAUUUCUGGGUUAGCGGAGUCUGUAACCUGAAGUGUAUGUAACCCGAGGUACCACUGUAUUUCAAUUUCAAGACUAUAGCUGACUCUGCAUAGAAAAUCACAAAAAAAAAAAUUUUUUUUUUGAUUAGUUUAAAAUUGUGUUUGCCCAUGCCUCCACAGUGUGCUUCACAGCUGAGGAGGCAUUGGGUUUUUAACAACCAGGUCCAACUCUUAGCAUCUUAUCUUCCCCGGCAUAUGCUUUUUGGUAAAUUCUGCAAACCUUUGUUUCCCAAAACACUGCUGAUUUCUCCCUGCUAUGUAUGGAUGGUGUUGUUUUGGCUGCAUAAGGAUCCACAUUCAGAGAAUGAGUUGCUGUUAGCGUAUAGGACAGCACAGAAGCUGUACAUGCUUAUAUGCCAAUAAAUCCUGUUUUAUUUCUUGCAUACCUUGGCCUAUUGGUUUCGCUUAUGUUCCUGAAUUUCUAUUUUAGGCUGCGUAUGUCUUGCUAUUACCAGCUUAUUGGUUUAAAUGAAAUUUAGGAACUUAUUUCUUGCAUAGUUUGUCUUAUCCAAUAGGCAUGAGUUUCACAGUGGUCAAUUCCAUUUUAUUUCAUGGACUUGUGUGCUUCAUAGCAUGUGGUUCAGAAAUUCAGAUAACUUAUGACACUUUUCACAUAGAGAGCUAAUCUUAUAAAAACUGAAAUUCACAGGCUUCUGAAAUGAGUGACCACCUCACUGAUCUGUCAACCACUGUUAGGCUUUCUCCUGUCUCCUCUGCAGUACUUAGAUACACAAUCAGGUUUAAGUGGUUGUUAAUAGUGGACUGUGCAGUUUCUGAACAUACUUUGACUUGAGUCACUCUCAGUAGCAACAGUUGAGUAAUGCCUAUCAUCAUCAUCAUCAUCAUCUAACAAGGGUGUGGAAAGAAGUAUCUCUCAUUUCUUAGUGAUUAUUUUAGAGCUUACCGUCAUUGUGUUGGCAUGAUGGCAGCUGUGUUCUCUGUACUACACGGACAAGCAGCUAUCAGCAUGGGAGCUGACAGUAGAAGUGAGACUUGUGGGUGCUCUGGAGAGCCAGUAAUCUACAAAAUGUUAUGUCUGGAAGCACCCUAUUAUUCAAUUGCUCUGAACCUGUUUAAGUCUGGUAAAACAAGAAAAAAAUGGUGUUAAUUCAGAGCUAUUCAGAAGCAAGUCCCAUUGAGUUCAGUGGAAUUUACUCCCAAGUAAGUGUGUACAGGAUUCUAGCCUAUUCUUUUCUAACAUGGAAUGCAGAGUUUGGUGCUUAGGGGGUGUAUCCAACAUUAACCAUACACAGAGUAGAUCUUUUAAGGUCAAAUGUGGCCCUCUAGCUGUUUUGGGACUACAAUUCCCAUCAACCCUGACCACUGGUCCUGUUAGCUAGGGGGUGAUGGGAGUUGUAGUCACAAAACAGCUAGAGGGCCAUGUUUGGCCAUCCCUGUUUUAUAUGCACUACUUCCCAGUGGGGAACUGGCAUGCACAUCUGGAAGCCUGGAAAUGACAUUGAGGCAUUAAAAAUGAGGAAACAUCCUGGCUCCUGAUUAUCUGAGGGAAUGUUCCUUCCUUACCAUAUUUUGAAAGGCAGGUCAAAACCUUUCUUUUCCAAAGAGAAUUAUGAAAAUGGUUAAACCCUAGUUCUUCCCAAAGCAUACACAAUAUGCAAGCAAAUCAUAACCAAAGGUUGCAGGAUUCCUUAGAGAGGAAAUCAAGGACGAGGCCAUUUGUAAAAGUAGGUUUGGGUUAGACAGAAUCUUCCAUGUGCUCCUGAAAGGUUCUGAGACUCUGGAAAUUUGUGUUAUUCCCCCCCCCCCCAAAUAAGCACUGCUCCAGUUUAUUUACAAGACUGAACUAAAGAGACAACAGCUUGAUAAAGGAAAAAGUGGUGUAAGUUUAACAAUUACGCAAAAUAUUUUAAUAUCUUUUUUGAAAAUGUUAUCCUUUCAAAAAAAAACUUGCAAUGGCUUUAGUCCAUGUGGUAUAUGUCAUGUUAGAAGGAUCUGCAAUUGUUUGUCUUAAAAACAUUAAAAUAUGAUUUGAACAUUUUACUAUCUCUCUCCUUCUCAGAUUCAUUAAAAGAUCAUCCACAGCAGCAGCCCGGCAUGCUUUCUCGUGUGACUGGUGGCCUCUUCAGCAUAACAAAGGGAGCUGUUGGUGCCACAAUUGGUGGUGUAGCAUGGAUAGGAGGGAAAAGCCUAGAAAUGACCAAAACAGCAGUAACAGCCGUGCCUUCCAUGGGAGUAGGAUUGGUAAAAGGAAGUGUUUCUGCUGUGACAGGAGGUGUUACAGCUGUAGGAUCUGCUAUCACAAGCAAAGUGCCUUUAACAGGGAAGAAGAAGGAUAAGUCUGACUAA